This is a messenger RNA of Terrapene triunguis (Three-toed box turtle), 686 nucleotides long. RefSeq names its product U11/U12 small nuclear ribonucleoprotein 48 kDa protein-like. The record is from RefSeq and is a predicted model, not a curated record. Bases 1 to 669 code for a protein of 222 amino acids. NCBI's taxonomy places the organism in Eukaryota, Metazoa, Chordata, Testudines, Emydidae. Gene Ontology annotation, cellular component: U12-type spliceosomal complex; cytosol; nucleoplasm. The transcript has 5 exons.
AUGUCCAUUUAUUCACAAGCUUUAGGUGCCUAUUCUUCACUGCCUGUUGAAGUUCCCCAAAACCACAAACGCUUCAUCUGUGACCUGACUCAAGCUGAUCGUCUUGCAAUCUAUGAUUAUGUACUGGAAGAGACGAAGAAACAGAGGUCCAGAUCCCAGGCCACUGAAAACGACAGUGAUCUCUUUGUAGAUUUGGCUGCUAAAGUCACCCAAGAUGAUGGUCAAAAAGGUCCAAAGUCUCAUCUUGAAAUCCUGGCAGAAAUGCGGGACUAUAAAAGACGGCGGCAGUCGUACAGAGCUAAGAAUGUUCAUAUAACAAAGAAAUCUUACACUGAGGUAAUCAGAGAUGUGAUUGGUGUGCACAUGGAAGAACUCAGCAGCCACUGGCAGGAGGAAGGUAAACCAGACAAUGCAGAGACGUGUGAAGGAGGAAAAUCUUCCAUUUCAGCAAAAUCUUCAGGAAGAAACGAAGAGAGACGGUCAGCAUCAGUGGACUCUCGACAGUCUUGUGGAAGCUCUAAGGAUGUCGAUCGAUCUAGACACAGGAGAGAUCCCAGCAGAAGUCCAGACAAACAAAAAAGAAGUAGAGAAAGAGGCAAAGACAGGGAUUCCAGGAGAAAAAGAGAGAGGGCUGAAGACAAAUAUCACAACCACAAAAGAAGAAAAUAGAAAUGGGACUGUAAAGA